AUGCAUUUCUUUCUUUCUUUCUUUUUCUCUGUCUAUUUUGUUCAUUAUCUAUCUAUCUAUCUAUCUAUCUAUCUAUCUAUCUAUAUAUAUAUAUAUAUAUAUAUAUAUAUAUAUUCCCACCAUUUCACUUUUUUCAUUACCUAUCUAUCUACUUAUCUAUCUAUAUUCGCAUUCAUUAAUUUUUUUCAUUAUCUCUUUUUAUCUAUCUAUCUAUCCAUCUAUAUCCGUAUUCAUUUCAGUUUGAUCCUUGUAUAUCUAUCUAUCUAUCUAUCUAUCUAUCUAUCUAUCUCUUUUUUACUAAUCUCCACCCAAUAUAAGGCCCAAGAGACACUCAAUUGUUUUCCUUUUCUAUCUAUCUAUCUAUCUAUCUGUCUAUCUAUUUAUCUAUUAGAGUUGUUUUCCUUUUCUAUCUAUCUAUCUAUCUAUCUAUCUAUCUAUCUGUCUAUCUAUUUAUCUAUUAGAGUUGUUUUCCUUUUCUAUCUAUCUAUCUAUCUAUCUAUCUAUCUGUCUAUCUAUUUAUCUAUUAGAGUUGUUUCCUUUUCUAUCUAUCCAUCUAUCUAUCUAUCUAUCUAUUCAUCUAGUACAUUUUUCCUUGUAUAUCUAUCUAUCUAUCUAUCUAUCUAUCUAUCUAUCUAUCUAUCUAUUACAGGUUUUUUUUUCCUUUUUUAUCUAUCUACCAAUAUAUCAAUCUAUCUAUUACAGUGUUUCCUUUUCUUCCUAUCUCUCUAUCUAACUAUUUAUCUAUCUGUUACAAGUGUCUCUCUCUUAACUCCGUCUGCGUUCUUUUCUGUGCACGUCGCCUGUCUCUCCCUGUUUUUCGUGGCUAAAGAGGGGCGGCUGUUGAGGCGACAGCACGUGGAGGCCGCGGCGGGAAAAAAAAAAACUACGAUAACGUUGACCACAAGAUUUAACUCCCUUCCAUCCUCAUCUCAAACGAUGAUUAUCUCUCUCAUUCAAUAUUCUCUUUUCUCCUUCUCUCUCUCUCUCUCACGCGCACGAGCGUUCUUUCUCUCUGGCUUUAUCAUCGUAUAG
Acanthosepion pharaonis is the source of this 1032-nucleotide messenger RNA. NCBI's taxonomy places the organism in Eukaryota, Metazoa, Mollusca, Cephalopoda, Sepiida, Sepiidae. The record is from the annotation of a GenBank genome assembly.